Molecule: messenger RNA, 1496 nt
Organism: Pyrus x bretschneideri (Chinese white pear)
Lineage: Eukaryota; Viridiplantae; Streptophyta; Magnoliopsida; Rosales; Rosaceae
Product: protein LPA3
Exons: 12
Coding region: 1-1167 (388 amino acids)
Source: RefSeq, a predicted model, not a curated record
AUGGCCAUGGCCAUGGCCUUGUCAUCAACACCUCGCAUUCUCUCUCCUUAUUGCCCAACUCACCACUCAAUUCUCUCUCACACUUCUCUCUCUUCCUUACCCAGGACUGCCACCACCCUCUCCGCCUUCUCAACUUCUCCAGCGCUUCCGAAAUCUCCAUCGAAUAGCAGAAGCAUCAAGUGCGUCGAUAAGGCCUCUUCGGCUUCGAGCGCCGAUCCAACGUCUGGAAUUGCAGUCUACAAGCCAAAGUCCUAUGAAGUUCUUGUUACUGAUGCUGCAAGAUCGCUUGCUUAUGCUCUCGAAGACGGGAAGACCCGCUUGGAGAUUGAUUUCCCUCCCCUGCCUAGCGACAUAUCUCUUAUAAAGGGGUCUUCAGAUGAAUUCAUUGAUGCAAACGUACAACUUGUCUUGGCUGUUGUAAGGAAGCUCAAAGAAAUAAGGGAAACAAGAGCUUGCAUUGUGUUUCCUGAUAAGCCAGAAAAGCGCAGGGCCUCUGAGCAGUUCAAAACGGCUAUCGACUCACUCGAUGAUAUAACAAUAGGUUCCCUGGAUGAUGUCCCCAGUGGUCCAGUCACCAAGUUCUUCCAAUCUAUAAGGGACACACUUGAUUUUGACUUUGAAGAUGAAAAUGAAGGUCGCUGGGCAUCCAGUCAGCCUCCCUCUCUUUAUAUAUUCAUAAAUUGUAGCACUCGUGAGCUUGCUCCAAUUGAGAAGUAUGUGGAAACAUUUGCCAUGUCAACCCCAACACUUCUAUUUAAUCUUGAACUAGACACAUUGCGUGCUGACUUGGGCCUUUUUGGCUUUCCAACCAAAGAUUUGCACUAUCGCUUUCUUUCUCAAUUUACACCAGUGUUCUAUAUCCGAAUAAGAGAUUACUCAAAGACAGUAGCAGUAGCGCCUUAUAUAGUGAAUUACAGUGGAGCACUAUUUCGCCAAUACCCUGGGCCUUGGCAGGUAAUGCUAAAACAAGCCGAUGGUUCUUAUGCUUGCGUAGCAGAGAGUGCAACACGCUUUACUCUGGGCGAAACAAAAGAAGAACUUUUGAGGGUCCUGGGACUGCAAGAGGAACAAGGAAGCUCGCUGCAAUUUCUUCGUAGAGGCUACAGGAGUGCUACUUGGUGGGAAGAAGAUGUGGAGUUGGAAGAAUCUUCUGCUUGGCGUAAUUGAGCAGCUCAAGGAAAUGAAUGCCGAUGUAUCGAAGGAUCGUGGACACACAGUUGAGCCGCAUCGUUCUCAGAUGUAAUCAAGGCACGGGCAUGAUGUAAUCCAUUGUAAUCUAUCAUUUUUGGUUGAAUUGAUUCACCCACAUACGUAAUUUAGUUCUGGUGUGUAAAAAAUGUAACUAGUAAAAUUAAUUUCUUUAUCCCAAAUAUUAUUUAUUAUUUUGAAUUGGAUUCGUCCUGCAAGUCCAACUACAAGGUUUAGGGAACAAAGGAGGUUUGUUUUUGUUUUAUAUUUUAAUCUAAAGAAGAACCACAAGGUUAUUGUCACCUUCA